AUGUCUUGUUUGGCUACCUCUGGUCUUGGGUUUGUUGUCUGGCCAUGUCUACCGUGGUGGGCGAGAAAGAACAUGGAAGGACAACACUGUGUCGUCGACGAGCGACGCAUCCAUGCACUCUCUGGUUGGAUGAACAAGGACGACAAGUGGAUCCCACUUGACAGAGUGCAGGACGUUAAUAUCGUGCAAGGGUGGCUCGCAGCCUGUUACGGCGUUCAGAAUAUCGCGAUUCAAACCGCUGGAUCCGGAAGUCAAGGCCCAGAGGCAUACCUCAUUGCCGUCAAAGACGCUCAGGGAGCUAGACAGCACAUUAUACGGAUGCGAGACGCUGUUGUGCACGGAGGAGCAGGUCUGGCUGCUGGGGGUGGUGUUGACUCGACCAUAAACUCCCAGCCUGCGGGGAGCGCUGCCAUGCUGAGAGAGCUCACUGCGCUGCGUGAGGCAGUGCAACGAAUUGAGAAGCGUGUUGAGGCGGCUACAGCAAAAUGA
Messenger RNA from Synchytrium microbalum, 489 nucleotides. RefSeq lists its product as uncharacterized. Bases 1 to 489 code for a protein of 162 amino acids. The record is from RefSeq and is a predicted model, not a curated record. Lineage: Eukaryota; Fungi; Chytridiomycota; Chytridiomycetes; Synchytriales; Synchytriaceae. The transcript is spliced from 5 exons.